UGCCUUCUGCACCAUGGCGACAGGGACGCUAAACUCUCUACCGCUGUAUUGUUGCUACUGUUUAGUUUUUCUAAUAAAUCCAUAUUAUUGCCAGCAGUUUUCUAUUUCUUUUUUGCAACCGACCGAUUGUGGGGUCCAACAACUGUUCGACAUUUCCAGCCUGACCUGUGUGAAAUGCGGACCGAACCAAGUCAGCAGUAAAUCAGGCUUGAGCUGUGAGUGUCAGAAGGGUUUCAAGAUCCUGAGCAGCAACGGAGGGUCCAUUACCUGCCAAAAGUGCGCAGAUCCUAAAUCGGGCGUUACACAAGAUGGAUACGAAUGUAUCAGUUGUCCAGGCGGACUGGGGGAGGAUGGGAGGUGCCAGUGUCCUGGAGGCAGUGUUCUGGUGGAAAGAAACGUGAAUGGCAUCCCUCUCCAAGAAGCCCUGUGUGAGUUUUGUAAUGGAACAGAUCCAGCAUUUUCUUCCCCAGACACAAAAGGCAACAGAUGUGUGAGAUGCCAGGAAUCCUUCAUCAGCACAUCUCAGUCCUGUGAAUGUGGCUCUAACUAUAUGGCUGGAGGGAUGUGUUUCCCUCCCAGCAAUCUGCCCUCACAAGUUCAGACUACAAUUAAUUUUGCUCAAUUGGGUUUGGCUGUGGUUUCCUCCUGGCUUGUUAGCUUCCUGUAUUCUUCUGCAGCUGCCUGUCUGUUGUUCACUAAUCGGACAGCAUGCCAGGCUCUGGGGAAUAUGUGUGUGAUGAACAUGCACUCCUCAAGCAGUAUAAGCAACGAUGCCUGUGGCCUUUUCAACACCAUCUACAGAGCAACAGCAGCGCAAGGCAACAACCAGGACAACCCCUACUGGAGGUCUAACCUGCCCUGGCUGUAUUAUGGAGAACAGCCUGGAUUGGCAUCAAGAGUAUUGCAAACUGAGCCGCUGCCUGUAGGCUUUAGUUUUAAAGGCGCAAAUAAGAACACAAACAUAGGGUUGCUGGCUGCAGUAUACACAGUACAAGGAGAGUUCCUUAGAUGGGAGAAUCUUGGCAGAAAAUACCUGCAGCUUUGUCCAGACACCAUAACCAGACUGCAGGCUGCUUACACGUUUGGGACGGCAUACAAGCAAAACUGUGUCCUUUCAGUGUCGGAUCUCUUGGCUGCGUAUCCGGAGCCUCUGUUUUAUGAUAUCUUCAUGGCGCAGCAGAACAGCGCGGGAGAUACACGACUCGUCCCUGUGCCUAUUCUCAAUCUCAAUCUGCAGUUAAACAGCCAGUUUAUCAACCAAGCCUCUAACAUGAAUAGCUGGUACCUGACGCGAAGGCUGCUGGUCGUAGACACUUUAAGCGGCAGAGAAAUGAGUGUGACCCCCAGAGUUAUUCGUGUGGCCAAUAACUUAAAACUUAGGUUUCAGCUGGUUCCAAAUACCCAGAAUGGACAGGUGUACCCUCCUCUGGUGACUGUGUCCUAUACUGAUAUUCUCAUCACUGACCAGGCCAAGCAAACUGUAGCUGUAUCAUUCUCUUUGGAGUAUGAAAUGGAUCAGAACGAUGCUCAAGUUAAAACCGAUAUUGCUCUUGGUGUGUUGGGUGGAGUAGCAGUUGUGUACUCUUUGUUGAAGACAGCAAGCUGGAAGAGAAGAAUCGCCUCCCCUAUUGUUGACGUAAAGACCAUUUUGAAGUUCUUGCUGUUCUACGCCGGAGAUUUGGCAAACAUUUUCUUUUUCAUCACUAUGGGAACUGGUCUGUACUGGCUAAUUUUUUAUAAGGCACAGCAGUUUGUAUCUGUACUGUUGCCAUUACCAGCUGAAGAGGACCGUUUUGUGAUAUACGUUGGCUGCGCUUUUGCACUAAAGGCUGUGCAGUUUCUUCACGAGUUGUGGUUGCAGAUGUCAGUGGAUAUAUUCUUUAUAGACUGGGAAAGACCUCGCAGCAGCAAGUCCAGUAAACCUGUAGAAGGGUGUGGUGAAGGAAAGAGCGCAGCACCUACAGUCAGCAUCUGGAGAACGUAUUUUGUGGCGAAUGAAUGGAACGAGAUCCAGACCAUCCGUAAAAUCAACCCAACCUUCCAAAUCAUCUCUGUGCUCUUCUUCCUGGAGGUAGUGAGUUUUUCCAGCCUUGCUUUGAGAGAUCCUUCUUCGGAGCUUCAGCGGAAUACAGAGGAAUACAUACCUGACUACAGCCGCAUUCUGCGCUACGGUGUGGCAGCUGCUAUGUGGCUCAGCAUUGGAUUCAUUCAGAUCAUCUUCUUCUCAGUUUUCUACGAUCGCUUUGUGGAAGAUAAGAUUCGCCAGUUCGUGGAUCUCUGCUCCAUCAGCAACGUAUCGGUGCUGUUGCUUUCUCUGCGCUGUUUCGGCUACUACAUCCACGGCCGGUCUGUUCAUGGCCACGCCGACACGAACAUGGAGGAGAUGAACUUGAACCUGAAGAAAGAAGCUGAGAAUCUAUGCGGCCAGAGAGGACUGGCACCUAAUUCUGACAUUCAGACUUUUCAGAUCUCCAUUACAAGUCGUCUGAGGGCGCAGUAUGAUCGCAUAUUGGAGCCUCUCAACAGAAGUAAUGGGCCCUCGCGAUUGAUCGAUGCCUCGCCAAACCCUUUCGAGCAGAACACAAGAGCCUAUCACACCAUGAACCGCUUUCUCGCCUCCGUUAUCGACCAUGGUCAUCGUGAGAUGGAUUAUAUUGUAAAAGAUAAACUUCUCUUCGAAAGAGUCAUCGGAAUGGAGUUCAUUGAACCGCUCGACAAAAGCAUUUUUUAUAAUGAUGAUUCCCACUCCUUCGCAGAGGUGCUUUUCUACGGGAACGAGGCGACGCUCUUGAUCUUUGACACACUCUUUUUCUGUGUCGUCGAUCUUGGAAGCCAGAACUACAUUCUUGCAGCUGUAUUAACAUAUGUACAGCAACUGAUCUUCAGGCUGAUUCGAAAUGUCUCAGGACGCAGGAACCUAGCCAGAAAAACUCUGGUUGACAAACGAUUCCUCAUUUAAAUUAUUUAGCAGUUCUUUUCUGUUCAGCAUUUUUUUAAGCCAAUUUGAUUGUAGCAAAUACUUUAUAAUUUUCAUUCUCAAAGCAAGUUGUUGUUUGAUUUCUUCAUGUUUUUAAUGGAUUUGUUAGGAUUGGAUUUGAUUUGUAUGUUUUUUUAAGGGUAUUUUUUGUAUAGUUGUUAGUUUGUUAAUUCUUAUUAAUACAUGCCUCUGUAUAGCUGAUGAAAGCCAGUGUUUUUCUACAUCACUGAUGACUGUAUUGAUUGUAUGACAUUAUUUAGAAGUAAAAACCGUGAAAAUGCA
Molecule: messenger RNA, 3259 nt
Organism: Silurus meridionalis
Lineage: Eukaryota; Metazoa; Chordata; Actinopteri; Siluriformes; Siluridae
Gene: tmem67
Product: transmembrane protein 67
Exons: 28
Coding region: 14-2959 (981 amino acids)
Biological process (GO): cilium assembly
Cellular component (GO): MKS complex; ciliary transition zone
Source: RefSeq, a predicted model, not a curated record